AUGGUGAUGCAGCCCAAGCUAAGGAUGAAGCUGGCGAUGGCCCUGGCUACUACCCUGGUUAUGGUGUCUUGGACACAGGAGUUUUUCCCUAAGGAGGCCCACAGCCUCAACUGGGGCAAGUUCUCAGGCUUCUGGUACAUUAUUGCCAUCGCCACAGACACCCAGGGAUUCCUGCCUGCUAGAGACAAGAGGAAGCUGGGGGCAUCGGUGGUGAAGGUGCACAAGCCAGGCCAGCUCAGGGUGGUCAUCGCCUUCAGCCGGCCUCAGGGAUGCCAGUCCAGGGAGGUGAUUCUGAAGAAAGACAAGAAGAAGCCUGUGUUUAGGAACACCAUGAAGGGGGUGAAAAGCUUCCACGUGCUGUCCACUGACUACAGGUAUGGCCUGGUAUACCUCCGCCUGGGGCGUGCUGGCAACAACUACAAAAGCCUGCUGCUUCUCCACAGACAGAACAUUUCUAGCUUCCUGAGUCUGCGAAAGUUCCUGGACACAUGCCAUACUCUGCAGCUCACCAAGCAGGCCACAAUCCUUCCGAAAGAUGAUUCCUGCGCCCACACGAUCCUGCCGUGA
Molecule: messenger RNA, 567 nt
Organism: Acomys russatus (golden spiny mouse)
Lineage: Eukaryota; Metazoa; Chordata; Mammalia; Rodentia; Muridae
Gene: Lcn10
Product: lipocalin 10
Exons: 7
Coding region: 1-567 (188 amino acids)
Molecular function (GO): small molecule binding
Source: RefSeq, a predicted model, not a curated record